AAAAGACACGAAGCAUGUGAAUCAAAAUGAAAACACCAUCAGAUAUACACCAGAAAGAAAGGAAACCGGAGGGAUACCAAAAAAUGCAGGCAUGUGAUGAUAACGCAUCAGUGUGAAAGCAUCUGGACUUCUUCUAACAAAUUAUGUGAAACAGUCCAUACUACAGGCUUAACAUCGUGACACACCAGUUGUCUUAUCAGAUCACAGACCGGAUUCUGAAUGCUUCGGAAUGGGAAAAAAAAAUCCCUUCUCCACAAAGGAUGCUAAAACUGAGUUAUUAGCGCUUCGCGUGCGCAGUUAAAACCACUGAUCGCGAGCUGUCACAACGAUGGAUGAAGGAAGCAGCAGCCCCUCAGAGAUCCAUGUCUAAUUGAGUCAGGCUGCAGCACACCAAACAUUUCUGUCUUUGAUUCGUGGGAGAGUGGAAGAUAAAGCUCGAAAGAGAAUUAGUGAGAAAGAUUGAGAUGAUGUGAUGCAAAGAAUGAAUGGAUUUGGAUAUUGCAGAGAGAAGAACGCAUGAUGAUAGGCCAGAGCGGGGAGAACGGAAAGAGAUGCGUAGAGAGGUAAAUUGCUGUAGAGGGGAACCUUCUCUGCACCCUCUACCUUCUACAUGACCCCACUCUCCCUGUUUCAUCGGCUCCCGUGAAGAUACGUAACACUCUCUAAUACACACUGACAGCAUGUCGUCCACUGCCCAGAUUCUGGCCUUUAAGCUCUCCCCACCCUCUCAGGAUGGGAGUCCAGAGCGUCUGUUCAGCUGUGAUGAGGACAUUGAACGGCGCUAUGAGGUGGUCCCGUCUGUCGUCUGCUCCAUGUGUUGCCUGUUUGGCAUCAUCUACUGCUUCUUCGGGUACCGCUGCUUCAAGGCGGUAAUGUUCCUCACGGGUCUGAUGUUCGGUUCCAUCAUCAUCUUCAUGCUCUGCUAUAAGGAGAGGGUCAUGGAUACUCAGCUCAGUGUGGAGGCCAGUGUGGGCAUAGGCCUGGGCAUUGGCACGUUGUGCGGUUUGGUCACUAUGCUGGUCCGCAGCGUGGGGCUUUUCAUGGUUGGACUUCUCCUGGGUUUACUGGUGGCCCUGGCCUCUCUGGUGGUUCUGGAGGAGUUUUAUCACCCGAGGACAGUGUGGCUUCCCCUGGGUGUGCUGCUGGGCUCGGGAAUGCUGUUUGCGGUGCUCACGUUGCAGUGGCAGCGCUGUUUCACCACCCUCUCCACCGCCGUCUUCGGAUCAGCUGUGGUGACUGUGACUGUGGAUUAUUUUGUCGAGCUCUUCGCUUUGACACGGUAUAUCUAUGAGAGGGUGAAGGUGGAUCCGCCUCGCCCAGUGUGUUGGUUCACAUGGGUGGUCAUGGGAGUUUGGCCGGUGCUGGCGCUGCUGGGUGUUCUUGUUCAGUGUAAGGUCACGGCUGAAGGAUAUUCACACACAGAAGUCUUCAUUAGUCACCAGCAGAGACGAGUGCAGUUAAUGCGAAUUCGUCAAAAGGAAGAAAGAAGGGAAUGCCGAAAGAAAAAGAAGAAAAAGCCACAGAAACAGCUGCCGCAGCAACAGAAGUACCACCACCCCCCUCAAACCAACCCUCAUCCCCCAAACCCUCCUCCCAAACUCCAGGCUCCGGAGCCCACCCACCGCCGGAAACCCAACACCAUUCGCCGCUUCGAUGGAGAUGUACUUUCUCCAAGUUACAUCCAGAACUUCCGUGACAGACGUACGGACAGGAGGGGCUACUCUCAUGGCAGGUUGAUUGGCAGCUCACAUGUUGUAGAUUUGGACUAUGACUACGGCUCCCAAGUGCCCCUAACAGCCCAUACAGGCCCCGCAGUGAGAGGUUGACCCUGCACCCUUUAAUGAACAGGAAUUGCACUGCGCAAACCAUUCCGAGAACCGAAAACUUUGUGGCUGGAUCAGAUCUUUAGAGCAUGCAAUUACCUCAGCCGUCACAAUGGCUGACGGGACUUUCAUACCUAAAUCCAUUUGCUGUAUUGCCAUGAUUUUUUUUUUUUUUUAAUGCCAGAGAAGUUGCAGCAAAUGGAUCGUAUGCCUACAAAACAAUGCGUAACCACAGUACGGCUCUGUUCUCUUGCAUUUAACUCCAUUAUAUAUUGCUGAAGAUGGUUGUGGUAUGUAUGCCUGCUCCUCGGAGGCUCAUCUUCCCAUAAUUAGGCUGCUGUUUCACUCCGUCCGAGAAGAACGUUCUCAUUACCACAGCAGAAGUUUUAAAGAAGAUCCAUUAUGUUCAAUCUGAACUCUGGACCAAAUACAGCCUUGGCUUUUAUGUGACUAAGCUGUCAUAAAGCAUGCAUGGUUUCUGCCAGACAGACUAUUCGUAUAUCCAGUUUACAGAUUCAAACUUCAGUCCUCCGGACCUUUUAAAGAUGUUUCAGAUAACAUUGUGUUUACAGCACAGGCAGGGAGGUGUGUAACAUUUUAUAACGUUUCAAAUGGCUUUAUCUGCUCUGUGUCAGGGCCUACACAAAAUCUGUCAAAUCGUGUAUGGUGAACACAAUCUCUGUUCAGUCUGAGCCUAUUGCACAAGCAUAUACUGAAAUGUGCGUUCAUCGUUAGCCAAUGCAUGUGGGGGAAGUGCCACCAUUGCUUUUGUGUUCGUAGAUGUACACUUUAAUCUGUUUUUUUUUUUUCUGUUUAUGGCUUAGUAUCUAGAGACUGGUUGGGUGGCUCCCAGUUAAAUCUCAGGGGCUGUGGCAUCUAGAAGAGCCCUAACGAUAUAACUGUGAACACUAAGAGGUUUUGUGUGAGUGAUUUUAAGUGUCCUUGCCUACAAGAGAGAGUUUUGAAAGGGAUUAAAGAAAGAUGCCUAAGACGGGUGGAAGAGAUUUACAGUGGUGAACUUCUCACAGAAAAAGAUUUUCUGUAUUUCUGUGUGUGUAGAAAGCAUGAAAAGGAGAGAGGGAGAGAUAUAGACAGAGUGUGUCUGUAUGUGUAUUUUGUGUGGGUGUGUGUGUGUGUGUGCGUGCAUGGAUGUGUGAAAGCAUUUGUCUUACUGUGAGUCUGCAGCAGGGUUAAGUCUUAAUUUCUGAUUUACCUUCAUGUUCAGAUGUGGGGUGAUUUCACACCCAGUUUCCCCUCUGUGUUUAUCAGGGCUGUCGGAGCAAUGAAGAGUCAAAGUCUAAUCUUUUCCUCACUCUGAAGUAGUGAAAGGGCUCAAAGGCUUAAUUUCCUCUCUGUUUACCGUGUCUUUUAAAGUGACAGAUUGGCUCUCUUGUAAAUUUUUGUACAUUGUCUGAAUGUAAAUAUGCUUACAUGCGAUUCUGUAUUAUUACUAGUGCAUUGAUUAAUUUUAUAAUUUUUUUUUUUUCUAAUCAGUGGUUACAUCUGUGUUGAAGAACUGUCUUUUGAAUUGUCCCAUUGAUAGACAUUUGUAAUUAUAAUUUAUUACUAAUUUAUUAGAUUAAGACUUCAAGUGGAGCUCUGUAUGUAAUUAAAUUGAUGUUGACCAUUAUUAUUAUUAUUCUUGAGCAUGUAUUGUACAGUACUGAUAACCAUAAAUGUUGUGCUCCUGAGGUCAAGUACAUGUGUGUAUGACUGUAUGUGUCCAAUUUCCUCUUAACACACUGCUGUUUAAAAAAAGAAGUCCUUUGAAGUUUGAAGUCCUUUGAAAAAAGAAGUUCUUUGCCAUCAGAUAGAUGGCAAAGAACGUGGCGGUAGAUGCCUUUGAGGCAUGGGGUGAAACAUAUUAAAUUGUGUGAACUAGUUACUGGCGGCAACAAUAAAGACAAAACAUGCUCAAGUAGCUCUGUGAUGCACAGAAUAAUUUUCCAUUUUGAAAAUAAAUGUGCAUACCCCUGCAGGGGUAGAAUUCAUUUACACAGAGGAAAAUGAAAAAUCACAUUAAAAUGGAUUAUUGUUGUCAUCCUAUUGUUUUACUUGCAAAUCGAUGGAAGAGGCUACAGAUGUGAUUUCAGCUGUGUGGUUUCCUUUAAAUUAUCCUAGAUGUCUCGAAUUGCAGUUUUUCAUAAUACAGAAUUACUAAUUUGUCCUUUAUUUGACUCGCAUCUUGUGAGCUGUUGGAUAGUUUUAACUAGCAAAAUAUUUAUUUGCUUUUAUGCAAUGGUCACUAUCAUUUGUUAUAAGGUGAAAGAGUCUAGUUUAUGUCUACUGAAUCUCAGACCAAGGGGAUGAACUGGUAACGCUUCUCUUUCAUU
Molecule: messenger RNA, 4156 nt
Organism: Onychostoma macrolepis
Lineage: Eukaryota; Metazoa; Chordata; Actinopteri; Cypriniformes; Cyprinidae
Gene: tmem198aa
Product: transmembrane protein 198a
Exons: 6
Coding region: 681-1826 (381 amino acids)
Biological process (GO): positive regulation of canonical Wnt signaling pathway
Cellular component (GO): cytoplasmic vesicle; plasma membrane
Source: RefSeq, a predicted model, not a curated record